CACCAGAGUAAGUAAUGCACGUGAUCUGAACUGUUCUGAGCUGUGCCAGAUACACGAGGUGUGCUCAGCUGUGACUCCUUCACUGGGCAUCAUCUCAGAAUGAAGUGUCCUCAAUGCAAUCACGUGUCUUCAGAAAAGGCAAAAUUCUGCUGUGAGUGUGGCAACAAGCUACCAUCUCUCUCAACUGAGACAGCACCAGACAAGUCGCAAGAGUCUCAAUCAUCCUCAAACAUCCCACAUGGCACUGAUAAAGAAAAGACUGAAUCAGAAGUACUGGAUUACCAGAAUGCUAGUGUAUCUCCAACACAAUCAAAUGAAGAUAUCAACAACUCUAACCCAAAGAAAGAGAAGAAACAUGUUUCCAGUGAAGAUUCACCAGCGAAUGCCCAACAUAGUCAGGAGCAGCAGAAUUCUGAUUUUGCUGAUGACCUGAAUUGCAGUGAAAGUGAUGAUACAGAAAGUCAGUAUGUUGAGCCUCCAAAAAGAAAUCCAGCAUCAGAUCAACAAAUAAGUCCCAGAGACAGACUCACCAUUUGUUUUCAUGCAGUCCUUUCAAAAGACUUCAAGUUUAUACCAAACAAGGAUUGUAUCUUCAUAAGAGCCGGUGAUCACAUUGGUGGCUGGGAAAAAAAUUUGGUUGAACUACAAGUGUUAGGGGAUCUCGGAGAGCAUGGAUUGCUUGUGGAAGGGAAAUAUAUAUGCAAGAAGUUUGAUGCUGAAACUGUGUCCAUUCCAUACAAAUAUGUUGUGUAUAAAGAAGAAAAUCACAACAAGUAUGAAUUACAUUAUGAAUACAUCUACAAACUGGAUUCAAAAGAAACCACCAACAGAUGUCUGUUUGUCAAAUCGCAUCUCCUAAAUAGUGACGGAGAAUGGCACCAGUAUGAUGAUAUCAUCUGUAAAGAACCAUCUAAAGAUGUGAUGAAACGUAUAAAAGAAUUUCUGUGGUCUAAGCAGAGGAAAAAAAUAAUCGAGGGAAGAGAAAUUGCUGGUUCAGUCAUGCUGCAAACUAUCUUUGUCCUCCUGGGAAGCUGGAGCACAAUUAACCUCAGCAACUUCUUUUGUCAACUGCAACAGUUUUAUGAAGUCUAUGGCAACCCUUUUGUAUUUGAAAAGACAAUUGUGAAAUGGGGCUCACUUGAAUAUGGUGAAAAAGAUGUGAAAAAGCUUCUGAAGGGGUUCAUGCUGGAGUGGGUGAUUCCAGAGCUACAGAAAGACCACAAAGGGAAGAAUGCAUUCAACAUGGAGCCACUGAAUGCUGCUCUCAUUUUGCUCUACGUGUGGGGACGGUAUAGUCUAGAAUUAGACAACAGGACUCUUUCUCAUCUCUGCACUGCCCUCUGCCUGCCAAAAUUACCUAAGGAAGAGUUCCUGUCUUUCUGGGCUGGCAUAACAGAAUCAUUUUCAAUAAUAAACACCUUCAGAUUGUCUGACAUGGUGGAGGCGCUGAUCAACAGGGUGAGAACAGAGCACACGUCCAAUUGGAUCAUCGUCAUUCCACUGCUACACCUUCUCAAAGGCACUUCAGAACCAUUUCAGCCAGUGCUUAAUCAAGUCAAUGCACAAUAUGAGAAGUGCUGGGUUGGCCUGCAGGGACUCAAAUUGGAGUAUGUAAAAAAUCGAAGGGCAAUGUUGGAUCUCAUGAAGGCACAUGCACACUUGGUGGAGGUGGACAGACUGCUGGCGCGGUCUUGGAUGUACUUGAUGACUUUAGAUGAGUUGGUCGAGUGUGACUCCUUCAUCCAUGCAGAGCUCCUGGACAUCCUGCAGCUUUUCACCAUGAAAUGCCCCACAGAAAUCUCAAACAGCACUUCAACAAGCGUUUUGAAGAUUCUGGAACACAUUCAGCUUCACUUGCUUGAACAAAGAUACAGCUGUCUGAAUGAGGAUUAUGGCAUUCAGUGCAUUCAAGCAGCUUGCAAACUUCUAGAGAUGAUCUGCAAAAGAGUCAGUCAUGCGUUUACUGAUAUUCCUGUUGCUUGCAUGAACCUUGUGGCUGCUGUGUCAGGAUUUGCCCAGACAACACAACAAACAGACACUUUCUCUGAGAAGACUCGUGAGUUACUCCGUUAUGCCAAGCAAACUGUCAGAAGAUGGAUUGGACAAACCUUCCAAGGCAUACUUAUAAACACAAGUUAUCAAACGGCUGCCAACUUCACUAGAGAGAUUGAGAUGUGGAAUAACAUUGUAUCCAUUCAAUUCAUGAGUAAGGACUUUACUAAAGAAUGGAGAGAGACUUUUACAUGGGACUUUGAGGGAAAGUAUCAAAAGGAAGAUCCUCUGGACCAAAUCCAGGUUUAUUGUUCAAAGGUUGAGGAACUUAAUGUCUCCAAGCCUUUUUUGGUGGGUAGCGUGGAGAAGUGUGCUCUCCAGGCUGUUGCUGCAAAAUGUCAGGCUAAAUCUGAGUGGCAACUUUUUGAGAGAUUCGACAAACUCCGCAUAAACUGGAAAUUGAAACCGCUUGUAUCCACCAUCAUUCUGAAGUCCUGGCCAAGAGAUGACAAAGGAACCUAUCUGAAGGAUGAGCAAGUGCUUCUCAAACAUCUUCUGGGCUGGACAGCAGCUAAGAAUAUCUUUCAGCUUCAUGGUGCUGAUGAAAACCUGAUCAGUCAGCUUUCUGAAGAAGCUAAAGAGAAAUUUACCAUGGCAAUAUCAUCAUUCACAAAUAUUUUAAACCAACUUGUAUCAGGAAAAAUAAAAAUUAAGCUACUCAACCACAUCCUGGAAAACAAGAGUGCUUUCUUUGACUUGCUUAAUUUAGAUUGUUUUUGUGACAAUGAACAAUACAGGGACACCAAAGCCAUGAACAGGCUUCUUGAAUGUAGACAAGAGGAGGUGAAGGCUAUAUAUCAUGAGAAAUCACUGGUGGAUGCUCUCAUUACAGUGUGCCGCAAUCUACAGAAGCAUCCGAGGGUUGAUUUUGAAGGGUUGGAAGACAAACGCCGUAAUGACAUUGAUGAGACGGACCUGGACAAGUUUGUGGAUGUCCAUUUAUUAAAUCAGAUUCCCUCUGCAGUAAGAGUAGUCAACUACUUUGAGCUUGAAGAUGAUGUUCGAUCUAUGGCAGAGGUCCUAAAUACCUUCAAAGACGGCUACAUCUUCAGAAUGUGUUGGAUGAAUGAGGCAACAAAGUUUGCUCAAGAUUAUGGAGCAGUUUCUUCAGAAGGCAAUUCGGUUAUCACACUCAAAAAGCUUCACAGUGACAUAUUUACACCAUGCUACAAUGCCUACAAAAACAUAUACACAGGGCUUAAAGAUGGCAGCAUCACUUUUGAAAAUAUUGAUGUGACAUUCAGAGCCUACAAGGGAAAAUAUGAAGAACUGGCAGCAGAAGUUGCAAUCUUAUGCAGACUGGAUCACAGUGAUGACCGACGUUGGGUCCAGACAAGAGUCCAUCAGAUUGAGCAGUACCAUGAGCUUUAUCUGGCAAUACAGUCAGCUGAGGUGGUCAUGAUGGUCAAAGAGACGCUUUGCCUACAAGGAGACUUUCAAGUCUUGGAGAAGUUGCUUAAUACUAGACACGUGGAUUUUAAAAAGGAGCGUCUUGACAGCAUUGAUGAUGAUUUGGUGCAGGCAAAAAUUGUGCUUGUGGAAAUCACAGAAUCCCGCAGACUGUGCCUUCAGGAGCUCAGCCGCAGAAAGAAUUUUGUCACGUGGGUAAAAGAGGUGCUUCAAGACAUCAAUGAGUUGAAAGUAUUUGUGGAUUUGGCUUCCAUCUCUGCCGGAGAAAAUGAUAUGGAAGUGGAUCGUGUGGCCUGUUUUCAUGAUGCAGUUCUUGGCUACUCCUCAAUGCUCUAUGAUUUGAAGCCAGAUGCUGACUUCAAGCUUUUUAAAGAGACGCUGAAGAAUCUAUGGAAGGCGCUUGACAAUGACCACAACCUCCCAAAGAAACUGAGUGACUCUGCAAGACACUUAGAAUGGUUGAAGACAGUCAAGGAUAGUCAUGGGUCAGUGGAGACCUCAUCUCUGUCUCUGGCAUCAGCUAUCAACAUGAACGGCGUCUACGUUAUUAGUGCACAAAAUCAAAAGUUAUGCUUGGAAGAUAUUCUGAAGUUACAUAUUAUGGAAGAGCACGAUGAGGGCUGUGAGACACGGAUUUAUUCUUUUGAAGACCUCAGGGAACUUCAGAAUAAAUUAAUGCUAAUGUCGGGCAAAGGAGAUCAGGGCCAGCGUGAAGUCAAUCGAUUUGCAGAGGUCUUUGCCAGUGUACAGAGGUUGGCCUGUGCAUUUAUUGAUUUGUUUUUUGCUGGAAAUCCAUUGUUCAGACACUGGAAGGCAAAGGUCAACUGUAAUAGUAAAGAAGAAUGCAUCAUUAUGGACCUCGAUUUAGGAAGUGUUGUUAGUGUCAUGAUUGAAGGUGAUGUCACAGAACAGUUGCCAGAAGUCUGUCGGAAAAUGGAGAGCUGUUUAUGCUUCUGGAAGGCUUUUAUGGAUAAGCAGAGAUCUCAGCAUUAUUAUUUAAACUAUUUCACUUCAGAACAGGUGGUCUGCCUGUGCAGUCAGCUCACCCAGAAAAACGACACUGAAUUGAAAGAUCAAGUUCUUAUGAUGCUCUCCUUUAUCAAACCUAAUUGCUCCUUUUCAGAUGUGACACAAGCUUGGCACAGGCUUCAGUAUGAAGUAAUUAAGAAGGACCUUAGGCAAAAUGAUGACUUAGAAUUUCAAACGUUUGCAGAAGUUCCCAGCAUGAUUAAACAUGAUUUGAAUACUGAUGAGCCAUGUGCAUUGUUUGACAACUUGGCACGUCAGCUGAGGCAUGCUAAUGGGUCAGAAAAGCUAGAUGUUAUUUGGAAUGCUUACAUGCGAGACAUGAACAACUUCCUGCCAGACUGCCUUGACGUCAGAAGCCUUGGAUAUCUUCUUGAAAUUUUAGCCAACAGCCCCAGUCAAUAUGAGAGUGAUUCCAAACAGGAUGAGAAAACAAGUAAUAUUCAGAGAGAACUGCCAAAUGGAAUGGCUACUGGAAAACCAAAUCUGAUAAUCUGCCCUUCUGAAGAAAUUCUAAUAACAUGUAUUUCAAUUUACAUGAGAAGCAGAAAAGAACCUCUACCAACCUAUGAUGAAGUACUUCUCUGCAGUGGUUCCACUCCAUAUGAAGAAGUGGAGCUUUUCCUUAGGCGUUGUCUCUCUGAUGGCUAUCGGGGAAAGAAAAUAUACACAAUGCUCUAUGUGGACCAACUUACCUAUGAAGUGAGCUACAAAGUGGAGCAGUUUUUUCACCAGCAAAAUGCACAAAGCAGAAAUGAUUACAGACUGGUGUUAGUCUGCAGCUCUAAUAAGGAACAUGCAUACCUUCCCUCUGCUUUUAGUCAGUUUAGAUUGCACUUGGUUCCCCAAGAACCAAUGAUCAGUAUUCAGCAAUACCUUGUUAGGCAUUUUACAGUACCAGCUGACAUAUCCAGUGCUGCUGCUGUGUUCAAAGACAGACAGUUUGUGGGAGUUGUAUUCUCUGAAAGGUCAGGAGUCGGGAAAUCACUUUACAUUAAACGAAUGCAUGAGAAAUUAAAAAAGAUCACCGAUAAGCCUACGCAGCUGAAGUGCAUCAGGUUAACUGAGCCAAGAGUUGAUGAAAAUAUCAUCCUUAAGUCCUUGCUCAACAACUUCAAGAAACGGAAACUUUCAGUUUAUCAUUUUGACAUCACCACCAUGGUGAAGACAGGACUUCAUGAAUUUCUGUUUAGGCUAUUGAUUCUUGGUUACCUCAUAGACUCAGAAGGAAAUAUGUGGAAAAGGAAUAAUGAGCACCUGUAUGUAAUUGAGAUACUAAGACCAGAUUGCAGCACAUCACAACGUGACAGAAAAACUGGUGCUUUCAUGGAUGUGUUUCCAAGUGUUUACUGCCGUCCACCUAAAGAGGUCCUUGAGCUAGAAAUGAGAAUCCAGGAAGAUCCAUCAUUAGUAGAGGGUGAUGAUCCCCUCAUGGAUGACCAAGAGUUCCAAAGUGAGGCCUACCAGCGGCCCUAUCAGUACCUGCAACGUUUCUACAAUGGUAUUAAUUUGGAUACCUUCAGGUACCAAGGAGUUGAGGGCACUCAUGUUGAAUGCCUUCAGAUGUUGUUUGUGUACUGCGGCAUCGUAGACCCCUCUUGGGCAGAGUUGCGGAAUUUUGCUUGGUUCCUAAACUUACAACUUAGGGAUUGUGAGAACUCAGUUUUCUGCGAUGUUUCUGUUAUAGGUGACAUUUUGUUGGGAUUUAAAAAAUUUGUUGUUGAUUUCAUGAUUCUCAUGGCAAAGGAUUUUGCCACUCCUUCACUUAGCAUCUCUGACCAGAGUCCAGGAAGACCACAAAAUGACCUUUCUUCAGCCAAUGAAGAGGAUCUGGCUCCCUUUAGGAUAAGAAAACGAUGGGAGUCAGAACCACAUCCAUAUAUUUUCUUCAAUGAUGACCAUGAGUCCAUGACAUUCAUUGGCUUUCAUCUUCAGCCAAAUGCACAGAAAAGGAUUGAUGCUAUUGAUCCAUUAACAAAAAGAGUGAUCAAGCAGAACAUCAUGAACAGAGAGCUCUAUGAGGGCCUCAAACUACAGAGAGUUCCUUUUAAUAUUGAUUUUGACCAGCUUCCACGACAUGAGAAAAUUGAGAGACUUUCCAGAGUGUUGGGAAUACAGUCUCCCACUGACCCAGAUGAAACAUAUGAGCUUACCACAGACAACAUGUUGAAAAUUCUGGCAAUUCACAUGCGCUUUCGCUGCGGGAUUCCCGUUAUAAUCAUGGGUGAGACAGGAUGUGGGAAGACCAGACUAAUCAAAUUCCUUUGUGAGGUGCACAGAGGUGGAAUUGCCCCUGACAAUAUAAAAUUAGUCAAGGUUCAUGGGGGGACAAGUUCAGACAUGAUUUACACCAAAGUGAGAGAAGCAGAGGACAUGGCGUUAAGAAACAAGCAGAACUUAGAAGUUUUGUUUUUUGAUGAAGCAAACACAACGGAGGCCAUUAGCAGCAUUAAGGAAGUCCUCUGUGACAACACUGCUAUGGGACAGAAUUUGACAGAUGACACUGGCUUGCAAAUCAUUGCCGCUUGCAACCCAUACAGAAAACACACAGACAUAAUGAUCAAGAGAUUGGAGUCAGCUGGUUUGGGAUACAGAGUUCGUGCUGAGGAAACAGAUGAAAAACUUGGAUCCAUUCCACUUCGCCAGCUUGUGUACAGAGUGCAUGCUUUACCACCUAGCAUGAUUCCACUAGUGUGGGACUUUGGACAACUCAAUGACCAUACUGAGAAAAUGUACAUCAAGCAAAUAGUUGAAAGGGUAUUUCAAACCCAUUCCAUUGAUUCAAACUGCAUCACAACCAUUACAGAUGUUCUGUCAGCCUCACAGAUGUAUAUGCGAACAAGACAGGAUGAAUGUAGUUUUGUGAGUCUGAGGGACGUAGAGCGUUGCAUGCAAGUUUUUGUCUGGUUCUACAUAAACCACAAAAUGUUACUCAAAGAGCUUGGCGAGUUUGAGAGUGGAAAAAUAAAUGAUCAACAUCAGAGGGAUACUAAAAUAACAAACCCAAUUCUAUGGUCAUUAAUUAUGGCUGUUGGUGUCUGUUACCAUGCCUGCUUGGAGGAUAAACAGAAAUACAGAGAAAACAUUUGCAGACACCUUCCAGAGACCUACAGCCCAAUGAAAGUGAUGCAGGAGAUCUCAGUUAUUCAGGAUCUUUUCCUGAGUGGAGUUCCAUUGGGUGAAACUAUUGCCCGAAACAAUGCCUUGAAGGAAAAUGUCUUCAUGAUGGUUAUUUGCAUUGAACUGAGAAUACCUCUCUUUUUGGUUGGAAAACCUGGAAGCUCUAAGUCUUUGUCAAAAACUCUAGUUGCAGAUGGCAUGCAAGGCCAAGCAGCUCAUUCGGAUUUGUUUAAAAAGCUAAAGCAAAUUCAUCUUGUAUCCUUCCAGUGCAGUCCUCACUCUACACCAGAUGGGAUCAUCAAUACAUUCAAGCAGUCUGCCCGUUUUCAGAAAGACAAGAAUCUAUCAGAGUAUGUCUCGGUAGUAGUGCUAGAUGAGAUAGGCUUGGCUGAAGAUUCCCAGAAAAUGCCCCUGAAAACUUUACAUCCUUUGUUGGAAGAGGGAUGCAUAGAUGACCAGCCAGAACCGCACAAGAAGGUUGGAUUCAUCGGUAUUUCUAACUGGGCUUUGGAUCCAGCCAAGAUGAAUAGAGGGAUAUUUGUUUCACGUAGUGAUCCUGAUGAAAGGGAAUUGAUUAAGACUGCUGAAGGAAUAUGUUCCUCGAAUCCCAUGAUCCUUGAGAGGGUAAGAGAGUACUUUCAGCCAUUCGCCUGCGCUUACCUGAACAUCUGUAACGAACAAGGCAGAGGUUUCUUUGGUUUGCGAGACUAUUACAGCUUGAUAAAGAUGAUAUUUGCUGUUGCCCAAGCUUCAGAACAGAGGAAGAAGCCUAGUGCAGAACAGAUUGUGAAAGCUGUGCUGAGGAACUUCAGUGGCAAGGAUAAUGUGGAUGCUGUUGCAGUUUUCACCAGCAGACUAAAUAUCAAACCCAAACUUGAGAAUGUCAGUACCAUUGAGCUUGUAAGAGAGAACAUCACAGCCAUUGGUCAAGAUGAGGAAUGCAGAUACCUGCUGGUUCUGACCAAAAACUAUGCAGCCCUUCAAAUUCUUCAGCAUAUGUUUUUUUCAGACCUGUGCCAACCAGAGAUUAUCUUUGGUUCAAGCUUUCCAAAAGACCAGGAGUAUACUCAGAUAUGCCGCAACAUUAACCGUGUGAAGAUCUGUAUGGAAACUGGUCAAACCAUUGUGCUUCUGAACCUGCAGAACUUGUACGAAAGUUUGUAUGAUGCUCUUAACCAAUAUUAUGUUUGGCUUGGAGGUCAGAAAUAUGUGGAUUUGGGGCUUGGAACUCACAGAGUCAAAUGCAGAGUGCACAGAGAUUUCAGGCUCAUUGUGAUUGAGGAGAAGGAUGUUGUAUACAAGCAGUUUCCCAUUCCAUUGAUCAACAGGUUGGAGAAACAUUAUCUUGACAUCAAUACCAUACUAAAAAGUGAGCAAAAGGACCUUGCUGAGAAGCUGAAGCAGUGGGUUGCAUGCUUCAUUGCAGCUAAAAGCAAUCACUCAAUUGCUCCCCAAGCAUGCUGCUACCGUCCUGCUGAUGCUUUCAUUGGCUACCACUCAGACACCUGUGCCUCUGUUGUCCUGCAAGUUACAGAGCAGCUCAAAGGGCAAAUUUCAGAUGAUUCGAAGAAGAUUUUAGAUGAGGCUAAAUUGAUCCUUUUGAACUGUGCUACACCAGAUGCAGUGGUUAGGCUAGACUGCACUCCCUUCUCCAAAGUAGAAACUGAGCACUUGUCAAGGGUGUACUUUGAAGACCAGAAGCAUAGCUCACUUGCUGACUUCAUCCUUUCUCAAAUACAGCAAGCAGGGCCUAGCCAUGCCUUUUUCACAGAGGUAACUACAUUCUCAAGGCUUCUGACCGCAACAGAAACUGAACAGCUACAGGACAUAGUUCAAAACAUUGAGCUCCUCUCAUUACAGCAGUUUGACAUGGAAAACUCAUUCCUCAAGACAAUCAGGAAUUAUUUGGAAAACACCACUGGAGAUAAGAUACUUAUCAUCCAAACCAAUUUUGACGAAAGCACCCAAAGUUUAAAUUUCAUUGCAUCUGCUAAAUAUUCUUCUCUCAAUGAAAUCAACAAAUUCAGGGAAGAGUCCAAUGGAAAGAUUUUUGUGUACUUCAUCACUAAGCUACCCAGAACGGAUGGUGGAACUUCCUAUAUUGGAUUUCAUGGUGGCCCUUGGAGGUCAGUCCACAUUGAUGACCUGAGGACAUCGAAAGACAUUAUCUCUGAUAUAAAAGCCUUGCAGUGUCUGACCAUCAGCCAGUUGUUUGAAGAUAAAGCAGAGAAAACAGAUGAGCCUGAAGCUAUGGAGGUUGGAGACAUGCAUACAGAAGAAGAAAAGAUGGAACUCGAAGACAAUACUGGCUGGGAGAAUGUUUUAGACACCAACGUGUUGGUUCGUAGCUGUGUUCAGAGUGCAGUUGGCAUGCUAAGAGAUCAGACAGAGGCAGGUACCCGUAGCACCAAGAGAGUAGAAAUUCUUCUAAUGCUCUUGGAUGACAAUGAGAGUCUACAAGCUGAAUUUAUCAAAGCUUUAAAGAAACGGCUUCAUUCUCUAUUGAUGGCUCACGAUCAAAACACAAUCUCUGGCAAGAGUUGGGUCUCCAAGGAAGCACUAAAUAUUGAUGCAUUGCAAGAGGGUGGGACUUUUAGACAUGCUCUUUGGAGACGAGUUCAAGCAGUAGUAACUCCAUUUUUGGCACAACUUGUUUCAAUUAUUGACCGUGACUGCAAUCUAGACCUCUUGCUGGAUAGAAACUUUGAUGAAUCCUUGAGGAAAUUGUGGCUGGAAAUUUUUGGAGAUGUCAAGUUACUGAAUGUUCCUUACACAAGCCUAGACAACAACUCAGAGAAGACAAUCUUGGUUCAAAACUACAUUGCAGUUGACAGCAAUGUGGGUUGCACCAUGCCUUUCAGCUGGAGAAUUAAAGAUUAUCUAGAGGAACUCUGGGUACAUGCUUUUCAGCAAGAAGAUCAAUUUGAAGAGUUUUUUUGGAAGAUCCCCUUGGGCAGGUACAUCUCUGAAGCAACCCAAGAGAUGCAGAUGGAAUUUUUCCACAGGUAUCUCCAGGAUUUCAUCUCCAUGACCAUGAAGAUAACAUCAGUGGUGAAUCUUGAGCUCUUAUGUGGUGCCCUUACUUGUGGUGUAAAUGAGCUUAAGGGUAGUCAGGAAAUCCAUGAGAGUGAAGUUAUUUCUCUGCCGUGGGUUCAUGCUGCCUACCAUCGCUUCAAGAACCGAAUACAGAACCUCAACAGGAUGAUCAGUAUAGAGCCUCAGAUUGCUCAGAGGCUUCUAGAUAACACAUGUGCCAGAGAAGGAACAGAACUGGUGUUAGAUGUGUAUGCUGCAGUGGCCUGUAUUGAAUGCCUGGAGCUCCAGGCUCUAGAUAAAGAUGUUCAAAGUCUGGCCUGGCUUAGACGUGUUAAAAAGCUACAGGUGCCGAUUGAGCUGGUCUGCUGUGAGGAGAGCCUACGCCACUAUGGAGAGAAAAGCAAACGGAUUGUCACUCACAUCCAACAUGGCUGGCGUCGCAUAUACUCUCUGGCCUUGUUUGUGCAGCACAUGCUACUGGGUGUCGAGGAUGUGCAUUCGAACCUCAGGCCACUGGUUCUUGACCACACACGACGCCUAGCACAAGUCCUGGAGCAGGACUCGGACCUCAAAACCAAGCAGCCGUUUGAGGCAGUGGUCACCAUACUCAAAGCUUGCAAAGAGGAAGCAUCUCAGAGCAUUUUUAGGUUUGGCAGUCAGCUUUGUCCAGUGUGCAUGGGAGAUCCGCAGGACCCUUUGAGUCUGCCCUGUGACCACAUCUACUGCCUGACCUGUAUCAAACAGUGGCUGGUGCUUGGUCAGAUGCUCUGUCCUCUGUGUCGCCUUGAAGUGCCUGAUGACUUUGAGCUCAAGGCCUCUGAGACAAUACAGGGUCUGAUCCAUCAAAAUGCAUUGUUCAGAAAGCGAUGCAAUGCUUUCUUCAUUGAUCUGGUGUCCACCAUGUGCUUCAAGGACAGCACUCCUCCCAGCAUGGACAUCAUCCAACAUCUGUUGUCCCUCCUGAUGGUAGAGGCCCGCUCGCUCCCUCAGAUUAGAGGGCAAGACCGCAAGUUCUUGACUAAGGCUUUUUCUCCCUUUGAUGACUCUGUGGAUAAAAAUCCAGUGGUGCGUUCAGUGGUGCUGAAACUCCUGCUCAAGUACAGCUUUGAUGAUGUGAAGCACUAUCUUCAGCAGCAUCUGACAGAAGUUGAGCAAAGCAACAUCAUUCAGGAGACUGAUAAAACCGAGCUUUAUUCCUUGUACAUAAAUAGUUUGGAGGACUCAAUGUAUGAUCGGACACAAUGGCACUCUGUGGCGGAGCAGCAGAUCUGUUUGCAGGAGGAAACACGCUUUCUGCUGGAGUUCCUUCACUCUGAUUCUGUGUCUGCACACACUGCAUCUAUAGAGCACCUGCAGCAGGUGGCCAGAGUUCGAUUGUGCCUGGAUAUGGCUGCUGACCUGCCCUUUAACAGAGUGCCUAGUGCUGGUGCACAGGAUGAUCCUCCAUCCAUUACCUCAGCGUUUUUGAACAGUGUGAAUGAUCUAUGCUGCCAGAGCAGUAAUGACUGGUACAGGGUUUACCUCAUCAGAAAGAUCUGCAGCCUUCAUGGGGUUGAAUAUGUCCAGAAACUUCUGUCACAGAAAGAGUUCAGUUGGCUGUUUCCUCAGGAGAUUCUUAAUAUGAAUCAAGAUGACAACAAAAUUGACCACUAUGUAGCAUGUGGACUGGACUACAAAACUAUUAGAGAUGCAGUAACCAAAGCCAUGAUGGAUUGCAACAUGAAUGAAAUACAGAAAGCGAUUGAGCAUUGCAAAAGCACACCCAUGAAGAAAGCUGUUUAUCUGCUAAUGGCUUUGUUCAGAGAAGUCACCUUCCUGUACAGAAAUGGAAACCCCAACUCGGACCCUAAAUCUGAGCAACGUGCUGGCCUUGAAGAUUUUAUCAGAAGCACAGACAUCUUUGUCAAUGAUGAAACAAAAGCAUUUGCUAAAGGACUGGUGAAUAAUCAUCUACAUGCUCUGCGUGCACAACCUCAGAUGUCAGGCAGAGAGCUGCUUCUGAUGGAGGUUACAGUUCACAUGGCUGCAGUCCUGCUGUGUGGAAAUCUGCCUUUACUGGAGCCACUGCAGCAGCUGGCACUGUCCCCAAACAACAUGACGGCUUCAUUCAUUCCAACUAUGCCGGACGACAUGUUGGCUGUUGCCCAGCAGGCCAUAAAAGGCCCGAAUGGCUUGAAAGUCCAGUGGUAUUCCUGUCCUAAUGGUCAUCCAUGCAUUGUUGAUAUGUGUGGUCUGCCCAUGGAGGUUGGCCGCUGUCUAGAGUGUAAUGCAGAAAUAGGCGGCAUAGACCACAAACCUGUUGACGGCUUCCAAACCAUGCAGAUACAAGCGGACCGUACUCAGUCUGGACACAUUCUGAGUGAUGCACAACGUCGUGACCAGCCUGACAUGCAGGACACUAAGAAUAUGUCACCUGCUCCCUUCGCUCUUCUCAGACUGCUCACACACAUGUGCAUGCUGCUGGGAGCUCAAAACAACACACAGAGUGUCAUGCAGAUCAUCAAGCCUGCUGUGCCGGAUCCCGGGCCAUUCCUGAUGGCCCAUCUUUUGAAGGACAUGGAGCAGCUGAUUAGAGCUCUGGGUAAAGGAGUGGAUGAUACGAUCAGUACCAUCCAUUUGACCAUCCACAGUCUACUUGAUCCCCAUCAGGCCAGCCAGUGGCCUGCUCCUUAUGAUAAAAACCUUUCCUCUAAAGAUGCAAGAAAUGGAUGGGAAAAUGCCAUGAAUACUGAUGUCAUUACACAUCAGCUGAAGGUUCUGGAGAAACAGCUAAAGGAAGUGAAUGAAAUCAUCAGGAAAGAUGAGCGAGUGUCUUCUAAUCCAGUGAUGAAGUUGGCAUUUGGCAAACCAGAGCUUUUCCUGCGCUCUUUGCCCCAGAACUCCCUUAUCCAUAAUUCAUCCAUCUGGAGCUGCAGGAGGAAGGUCUCGGUGUUGAGUCUGGCCCACAUUGUGGAACAGAACAAUGGUCGGGACACUUCACCUAUACUCUGGAGGUUCCUUCAAAGGGAAGCAGAGUUACGGCUAGUGAAGUUCCUUCCUGACAUCUUGGUUCUCCAGAAGGAUUUGGUAAAGAAGUUCCAGAACGUGACAGACUUAACCUUCAAAACCAUAGGAGAAUUUCUGGAUGGCCAUAAAGAAGCUUCACUAGCUUGGUAUAAAAAGUGCAUAAACAUCUUCUUGUCAACAUGGAACCAACUCAGGGUAUCUCUGGCCACCACAGGAGAGAUAAAGCUGCCGGCUGAAUACACUCAGAAGGAUCUGAGUCUGGACGCUGACCUGCAGGUGCUGCUGCCACAGAGACAUGGUCUGGGCCUGUGCUCCACUGCCCUUGUCAGCUACCUCAUCGCCCUUCAUAAUGACCUUGUGUACACCAUGGAAAAACACACCGGAGAGGAGUCUGGUUACACGGUAAGCCCAGCUGCCCUGACGGAGAUGCAUGUGAUCCAUUAUGAGUAUGAGCGGGAUCUGCUUCCACUGAUACUGUCCAACUGCCAGUACAGCAUGGAGUGCGGACAGGAAACACUGAUGGAGUACGACCUGCCCAGUAUUCAGCAACAGAUCUUCACCCGCUUUCUACAGGGCAAACCUCUCAUAACCCUUAAUGGUAUUCCGACAGUGGUGAACAGACAGGACAGAAUUUAUGAGAUCAUAUUAAUGGAUGUGAAAGGCAAAGUGCCACAAGAGCCGCUGCGGGCUCUUAUACAGCACAACCUCGUGAAGGAGCUGCAGUCCUACAAUGAUGUGUGUGAGGCACUGUCUACAGUCGAGCUGGCCCUGGGUUUCCUCGCCAUGACCGGGGGAGAGCCACGGGUGCAGCUGGGCACUUAUUUAGAGGAGGUGCUACAGAUGACUGACAACAUGGCCCCACAUGUCUUCAAGGCAUUAAGCAGGUGCAGCCUGAAACACUGUGUGGCGCUGUGGCAGCUUCUCAGCUCUCUGAAAUCAGAGACGCUGCUGCGUCUGAAUGGGGACCCAUUUAAGGACAUCAGUGAAGAGUACAAACAUCCUCUGCAGGAGGAGCACAAGACAAGGCUCACUAGUUUUUUGACUAAGCCCAGCGCUGGUGCCGUCCUGUUGGAGAUUCAUGAAAUUCUGCUUUUAGUUCUGAAGAACCCAAAAGACACGCACACUUUCAGGCCUGACUCGGGUCUGAAAGAAACUGUUGUGUCCUACAUGAAGCGUAAAGACCUGGACGUUCCUCCUGAGGUGGACGAGUUCUUCCCUGAAGACAUUCUGCUCUCGCAGUGCAUCGAAAUGUGGAAGUUCUCUGCUCUUCUCAGACGAGAAAGAAAGUUAGAUGCUGGAUAAAGUGCUUCCGUUUUCUUACCCAAACACGCUUAGUAGACAAAACUUAGUUUUGAUUUACAAAUGAUAUACACAUUUACAACAAUUGCUCAGUACAAAAUCUUGUCUGUUUUUGCAUAUUGAAGAAUUCACUUACUCCAUUUAUAUACAGCACUGUAUGCUGUAAUAUUAUAGUUGUGAUCUGUCAAAGUACCUCUCUAGGAUAGUUAGCAAGCAUAGUACAACUUGUUACAAAGUAUAUAAAGUUGCUGACAAUUGUUCAACCAUUCUUUUUUUUUAAUGUGUUUACUUCAUACUCUAAAUACAUAUAAACUCAUUUAAGUCCCGACUCGAGGACCGAUUACAACACUCUCGCUCCACCACUUCACUUUCUUGCUGUCUAUUCCUGCCUUUCUGUCCUAAUAGAUUAAAGGCA
Molecule: messenger RNA, 15364 nt
Organism: Sinocyclocheilus anshuiensis
Lineage: Eukaryota; Metazoa; Chordata; Actinopteri; Cypriniformes; Cyprinidae
Product: E3 ubiquitin-protein ligase rnf213-alpha-like
Exons: 66
Coding region: 100-14952 (4950 amino acids)
Biological process (GO): negative regulation of non-canonical Wnt signaling pathway; ubiquitin-dependent protein catabolic process; sprouting angiogenesis
Cellular component (GO): cytosol; membrane; nucleolus
Molecular function (GO): ubiquitin-protein transferase activity; ATP hydrolysis activity
Source: RefSeq, a predicted model, not a curated record